AUGUUAGGGAGGUCCUCCAUCUCUGAUUUCAAUGAGUCUCUCUUCUUCCUGAACAGUUCAGCCUGCGCUGUGGGGCUGUUGUGUGCCAAUGGCUCAGAACCCCAAACCCCCCCACACUUGGUGGAUGCCUGGCUGGUGCCACUCUUCUUCGCCAUGUUGAUGGUCGUGGGGCUGGUGGGAAACUCCUUGGUGAUCUAUGUCAUCACAAAACACAAGCAAAUGAGGACCGUGACCAACUUCUACAUCGCCAACUUGGCCUCGACGGACAUCAUCUUCCUGGUGUGUUGCGUCCCUUUCACCGCCAUGCUUUACCCGCUUCCGGGCUGGAUAUUUGGGGAAUUCAUGUGCAAAUUCGUCAACUACAUCCAGCAGGUCUCUGUGCAAGCCACGUGCAUCACCCUGACAGCCAUGAGCGUGGACCGGUGGUACGUGACGGUGUUCCCGCUCCGAUCCCUGCGGCAGCGCACCCCCCGCGUUGCUGCCGUCGUCAGCAUCAGCAUCUGGGUCGGUUCCUUCGUUGUCUCCACUCCAGUCUUGGUUUACAACCAGCUGACGGAAGGCUACUGGUUUGGCCCACAGACGUACUGCAGCGAGUCCUUUCCCUCCAUCUACCACGAGAGGGCCUUCAUCCUGUGCAACUUCUUCGUGGUCUACCUCCUGCCACUGCUGACCAUCCUGCUGUGCUACACAGCCAUGCUGUACCAGAUGGGGCGCCCCACAGUGGAGCCGGCCGACAACCACUAUGAGGUGCAGCUGCUGGCGGAGCGCUCAGAAGCCCUGCGGGCCAAAAUCUCCCGGAUGGUGGCCAUCAUUGUGGCCCUCUUCGCCAUCUGCUGGGGCCCCAUGCAGCUGCUCAUCCUCCUCCAGGCCUUCAGCUCCGGCUUCCAGCGUAACUACUACACCUACAAGGUGAAGAUCUGGGCCCACUGCAUGUCCUAUGCCAACUCCUCGGUCAACCCCAUCGUCUACGCCUUCAUGGGGGCCAAUUUCCAGAAGGCUUUCCGGACCGUCUUCCCGUUUGCCUUCAAGCACAGGGUGGGCAGCUCUGACGUCACCGCCCGGGCCCACGUCAACACGGAGAUGCAGUUUGUCUCAUCGGGGAUGUAA
Messenger RNA from Elgaria multicarinata webbii, 1107 nucleotides. RefSeq names its product KISS1 receptor (gene KISS1R). The transcript is spliced from 5 exons. Gene Ontology annotation, biological process: neuropeptide signaling pathway. Lineage: Eukaryota; Metazoa; Chordata; Lepidosauria; Squamata; Anguidae. Bases 1 to 1107 code for a protein of 368 amino acids. Gene Ontology annotation, molecular function: G protein-coupled peptide receptor activity. The record is from RefSeq and is a predicted model, not a curated record. Gene Ontology annotation, cellular component: plasma membrane.